This is a messenger RNA of Plasmodium vivax (malaria parasite P. vivax), 2823 nucleotides long. RefSeq lists its product as hypothetical. The coding region runs from base 1 to 2823 and encodes 940 amino acids. The record is from RefSeq and is a predicted model, not a curated record. NCBI's taxonomy places the organism in Eukaryota, Apicomplexa, Aconoidasida, Haemosporida, Plasmodiidae. The transcript has a single exon.
AUGCUCGGCAAAUUCAUCUCCGAAACGUACAACAAAGUGAAGAGCAAAGCAGAUGAAGUGAGACUGCACGUAAGCGUUCAGGCCAUAAAGGCGAAGGAAGUUUUCGGGCUGGUCAAACCAACCACUGUGGAGCAACUGGAGGUUUUACUAAACUAUGAGCUGCAACAAAUAGACACAGCGGAAGCCCUAAUAGGAACAUAUAAAAAAUGGAUUUACAAUUUAUCUCAGUCGGAAAAAUGUGACUGCAUAAGGUACUAUAAAAGUGUUAAUCGGGGCAGCGAAAAGAGGGAGUCCGCAACAUCCAGCGCCCGCUCCUUCACCAACAGCAACGAAGAACAGAAGGAUAAUACCUUCCAAGUGAAAAGAAGAAGCGAACAUACCCUAUCGAAUAGCAACAUCACGAGUGCUUGUAACAGUGAUAUCGUCGAUGCGUAUGACUCCUACUGCAAUAGCGAGGAUGAGCCUGCAAAGGGGGGGGCAGAUCUGGAGGAACAGCAUCAGAGCAUUGCAGGAAUGGUAACUCCGGUUAAGUUAAACGACAUCUUUGAUGCGGAGCCGAGGCGUCACGUGAUGCUAGGCAGCCAGGAGGGUCUGCCACAUGAAACGACCAUCGCGGAGAAGAAUAAAAGCAACGCGGACGAGAGUAAAGGCAACACGGACGAGAGUAAAGGCAACACGGACGAGAGUAAAGGCAACACCGCCCAGGAAACCGCCCACUCCACGAGCAAGUGCGAACCCAGCCAGAACGCAAACAAAGAACAGCCAGCCAGCUACAUCUAUGAUGAUCACUACGGAUACAAUUUUAAAGAAUUCUUUCUAAAGAGCAACAUUCUGGAAAAGUCAAUAAGCCUAAUUUUAGAAAAAAGAGAUAUCAGAUUAUCGCUAGUUGGACCCAUAGAAAAAGACGAUCUAGAAAACCCUAGAACGACUAUUCUAACCCUGUUCAGUCACUGCCUAAUUGGAAAUCAAAAGCUCCACAAAGAUAUCCUCUUCAUAAUCUUAACAACGGAUAAGCUGUUUGACAAUCACAAAGAAUUAUUUUUAGAACUACUAGCUGUUCUAAAGUAUGACUACUUAGAUGUGUAUUUGAUGAACAUCAGGAAAAUCGUAUCAGCUGAGGUUCUUUCCCUAAAGAGUAAAAUACAAAUGUACGAUUCGAAGCUCAUCAACGUUAGUAAGCUCUCCUCCAUGGACAUCCUCAGCCCGAGGACCAGCGUCUCCUCCAUCGAUUUCGACAAGGAGGAGCUGCACUCCCAGCAGUAUGCAACGCGUCAAACGGGGAAGAGAGAUCUCGAGGUGUCUUCCCCCCCAUUCAGCUUCGAAAGUUUGGACGGCCAACCGCUUUACACACAGGAGCACAGCGGCGCUGCCCAGUUGUCAGACCAUCCGCACCCACUCGGGGUGACCAACACAACAAAUCCAGCUAACCAGAAGAAUGAGGAAAAUACAUUCGAUACGGAAGGCGCGUGGGAAAAUGACCCCCCCAAAACGGAACUCAGCAAAGAAAUCAGCAAAGAAAUCAGCAAAGAACUCUGCAAAGAACUCGGCAAAAAACUCAGUAACGAACUCAGCAAAGAACUCCACAGAGAGGACUCCCCCGCAGACGAAAAGGAAAUUAUAGAAUCGAACAAAAUGCAGCAAAUAAAAAUACUCGCCUCAGCAAAACUGAUAGAGUUACACAAAAUGCUACAAAGGAUCCUCCAAGUGGCCACGGAAAAUAGACAAAAGAGGAAAGUAGAAAUCAAAGUGAAGUUAGAAGAGCUGAAGAAAAUCAUGGAGGUCUGCAAAAAGGAUUGCGAAAUAACUCUACAUGAUACGGAAGAUUCAAAAGUACACAUAGAAAAUGUCUACGUAAAGGAACUGGACCUAAGAACGAGCAGCAUUAACCAAACACAAGAACAAGUAGACCAGAUGAAAAGAACCAUAGAAGAGCUAUUAAAAAAGAAAAGGGACCUCUACAAUGAGUAUAACCUUAUAUGCAAUGAAAUAAACAUAAUGAACAAACAACUCUCCACUGUCCUAUCCACCCUGACAGCUUAUAAAAAGGAAUUAAAUCAAGCCGAAGUGGAAUAUUUAAAUAAACUCUCAAAUACAAAUAAAGCCAAACAUAUGCACCAGGAGAGGAAAUUAUACGUAUCAAAUUUGGAUAACAUCUCGGAUGAAAUUUUAAGAGAAUAUGAAAGUUCGACCUACAUAAGUACAGACGAGUUGGUUUCCAAAACGCUGAAAAUGAAGAAGCCGCUAAACAAAGUUAUUACUAACCAUUUGACCUAUCUGAAGGAUAAACUGUGCUUGCUAAAUGCAUUGCUAAAAUUUUAUGUGCACCGGGUGAAGUUCCUCCUGGGGCAGCACCCCACUGAGGGGGGGGCAGCGGAGGGGAAAGCCACGGAAGGCAACACCAUGGGGGUUAUGCAGAGCCACUCCGCGAAAGACACGGAAGGCAACACCGUGGGGGAUGUGCACAACCACUCCGCGAAAGAUAUGGAAAGCAACGCAAUGGGGGGAACGCACACCCACUCAGAGGUAUAUCCGGAACGCAACCCCCUGGGAGACGAACCCAACUCCCUCGCCCCCCCAAACCAUCAAGAGCAGGCCAGAAAACUAAAACUCAUCAAGUAUAAAAAAUGCUACUUCAAAAUUAUCGAGCAGAUAAGCAAAGUCUGGGUAGCCAUACAAGAAUUUUACGACCUCAAUAAAGAGAACAUAGACGAUGCUGAAGGGGACUGCCCCGCCGAUGCCGUAUACCAGCAGAUUAACGAUCUGUACAAUUACAGCAAGCGGUUUAUCAUGCAGAAUGGCUCCCUCAUUUCGUCAAUUUCGUGA